Messenger RNA from Trichophyton verrucosum HKI 0517, 732 nucleotides. RefSeq lists its product as uncharacterized. NCBI's taxonomy places the organism in Eukaryota, Fungi, Ascomycota, Eurotiomycetes, Onygenales, Arthrodermataceae. The transcript is spliced from 2 exons. Bases 1 to 732 code for a protein of 243 amino acids. The record is from RefSeq and is a predicted model, not a curated record.
AUGCUGAUAUAUACGGUAUUUCAGAAUGAACGUCUACUCCGCGCAGUGCAGCAACACGGCCGUCGUUGGCUGGAUAUCCGUAACCAAUACCUCCCUCUGCGAUCUCCAAAUGCCCUGAAGAACCAAUAUUCAAUUCUUAUGCGCCGCCAUGAAAGGAAUCUUGCAGCUGUGGGAAAGAAGACCCAGAACGUAAUGGACAUCCCUCCGAGCUAUCAUUCAACCUCAAUGAGCACACCAAAAAACCCCAGUAGCCGUACUGGGUCAAAAAAAUCUCGCAAAACUCACUGCGGGUCUGAGACCUAUAUUAAAGCAGAACCAGAUGACGAUUUUAUGGACUCGUUUUAUGGAGAACCUGAGUUCAAGCCCACCACGGACUAUGGCUUUGUUGGAAAAGGGGUCACGACGCCUGACCCAAUUGCCAGUCCAUACGCUGGAUUCCUCAAACAAGAAGAGGUAUCACUGACUGAAUACGACACACCAUUUUAUACUUCGAGCCUCGGACCACAGUACGAAGCCAGCGCUAUUCAGAUACCCCACAUGGAUGCCAGUAUCCCAAGAAAUACCACUGAAGACAUGUGGAUGGCAUAUCCCACAUCGCCAAGCUCAACAGCACCUAGCGAUGGUGAUCUCGGCGGUCUCCCUCACAGAGAUCAAUGGGGCUACAGCGUGACAGGCAUACCACUGCAAGACCAAAAUGCACUUGCGACAUACGCAUACAGCGGUUACCAUUGA